Dermacentor albipictus is the source of this 7498-nucleotide messenger RNA. RefSeq names its product protein lin-28 homolog (gene lin-28). Gene Ontology annotation, cellular component: nucleus; cytoplasm. The record is from RefSeq and is a predicted model, not a curated record. NCBI's taxonomy places the organism in Eukaryota, Metazoa, Arthropoda, Arachnida, Ixodida, Ixodidae. Gene Ontology annotation, biological process: pre-miRNA processing. Gene Ontology annotation, molecular function: mRNA binding; zinc ion binding.
AAUGUGCGAGCGGCGAUGAAGAAGGAAGGGUUCGGCCCUCGGCUACCGUAGCCUGGUCCUUCACCUCCCACGAGCAACUCUCCUUCUCCGGCAAGCUUUUACCGAAACGAACGAAGGAGCCGUGCAACGGGUAUCCAUACUCUCAGCGGCAGCGAGACCGCGACGUAUAUACUCACCGCCGUAUCCGCCCCUGUGGUCACUUCUGGAAACUUCUGUCUCGCCAGCCAAGUGGUGCCGCCGUUCCAGAACUCCAGCAACUGAAGUACUUGGCCCUCGGCAACGCUUCUGGUCGAUUCCAACGCGUCCCGGGACGGUGGGCUGUCGGCGCCGUUUCGACUCCCGCGAGAAGCGAAUCCGCUGGAAGCAAGCUCGGCCGACUGAAGCUUCACGUGCCUUCCGAUCUCGUUGCGUGAUCCCGACCGCGCGCGGACCUCGGCGUGCGUGCGUGUGUGUUCGUGAGUGCCUCGUUCUCUCAGACAAGAGCGUCCUCGAGCGAAGACGUGAGGGAGAGAAACGAGAGAGUGAAAGAGAGCGUGCGUGUGUGUGUCGUGGCGCGCGCUCGUCGAACGCUCACGAGUGAAAGAAGGCGGCUAGUUUUCUUUUUCUUUCCCCCUUCGGUCGAGCCGCGGUAGCGGCGGCGCAUCAUCAAUGGAAUUCGGCGCCGAUUGUGGUGGUGGUGGUGUUGUCGGUCGGGGACGUCGCUGGCCCCGAUGACCUUCCGUGCGGCCCGCAUGACGACGACGACUAGGAUCAUCCCGUCGUGGACGCGUUGACCUCGGCAACGUUUCUUGUUGUGCCGCCGCUGCGGCUCUGUUGGCAUCGAGUGGAGCCGCCCGAAAUGUCGCAGCAGACGACCACCCGGACGAAGAAAGGGAGCGGGGGUGGAGCAGCCGUGUCCCCUCCGCCAGGCGGCGUCGUCGGCGCAGACGCACGGCGCCGGGGCAAGUGCAAGUGGUUCAACGUUGCCAAAGGCUGGGGCUUCAUCACCCCGUACGACGGCGGCCCCGACGUGUUCGUCCACCAGUCGGUGAUCCAGAUGUCCGGCUUCAGGAGCCUGGGCGACGACGAAGAGGUCGAGUUCGAGUGCAAGGCCUCGGACAAGGGCGUCGAGGCCACGGCCGUGUCGGGACCCGAAGGUGGCGACUGCAAGGGGUCCCACCGGAGGCCCAUGUCCAAGAAGCGGUUCCGAAAGAUCAGGUGCUACAACUGCGGUGAGUUCGCCAACCACAUCGCGGCCAAGUGCACCAUGGGCCCGCAGCCCAAGCGCUGCCACCAGUGCAAGUCGGCCGACCACCUGAUCGCCGACUGCCCGCAGCGCGAGGACAAGCGCGCCAAGGGAGGCGCCGUCGAGUCCGCGACGACGACGCCGCACCCGAGCACCAACGGCGACAGCAGUCUUCCAGAGGAGCCCAUCGACAACGCCGCGGCGGGGGCCGACGAGGCGGCCGAGAACAACAACAACAACAACAAUGGCGACGCCGCGCCCCUCGCCAAACACGCCGAGGCGUAGAAAGAGGCCCCUCGCACUGUCUCUCUCUGUCUCUCUCUCUCUCCCUCUUUAUUUGUUCCCGCUUUUUUGCGGGCCCGUACACACACACACACACCGAGGCGGCACCUCUUUAAGAUUCUAAAGUCCCAGCGCUGCGGGUUACGUGAUGCUCGCGAAAACUCGCCGCGGCGGACUGGAGAGUGUGAAAGCAACGUGUAUAGAGAGGUUGGGUCUCGUUGAGGAAAAGCCGUAGAAACAGCGGACACUAAUUAGUGUACGCCCUGCGCACGAUAGAAGCUCAAGCAGUGCUUUGGUCUUUGGGCAUGUGCAGCACCGGUUACGACGCCUAUUCAUCGAGUGCGCGCUAGACGACUUGCGUCCGAUGUUUCUACAAGCUCUCCAUUUUUCGCGUAACCUGUCACCAAUGCGUGAGCUUUAAGGCACCGUCAGCGCAGAUCUAUAUGUACCUCAUGGGGUAUUGUUUCUGAUGGUACGGCAGGCGAGCUGCUCUUUGUUUCUGUCGCGUCGACAGCUACGCAUCCUCGCAGAAAGAUCACUCACGCUCGAAACUCGGGGUUACUUGCACGAGACAGUGGCCGCGAGAAAGUUCAAACGGCUGAUUGUAAUUUUCGGUUACUACAUAGAAACUGCCGGGACUGGUGGAGGCCCAGAUUGGGAGCUUGAUGAGUACAUUGAAAGUAUGUACAGAAAGGCAAGUAGUCGCUUUUGGCUACCCUGCCCGAGGAGGGGAGGGGGUAAGGGGGUUAUCGUUCAAGUAUGCCUUGGAAAAAUCAACGUUGCCCGAACAGAUCCGUGUAGCUGAAUGGCGGCCAAUUUUUCACCUUGUAGACUAUCAUUCGAACCUUCAACACGUGACACUUCAUCCAACUUUGCCAGGUAGGCUCUGAAAACCGCGCAGUAUGCUGAUAAUUUGGUUACGCAGGAGUGAGCGUUCGUGCCAACUUUAGCUCAAUUUUCCGUAAUUCUCGCGCGGCUGGAAUGCGUCUACUCCGCUUGUGCCCAGUGGGAGUGAACGUACUCCAUUGAGAGGCGCGACGACUGUCGAAGAUUAGUUAGAUGUUCGAGGAGCAGUGCAACCUCGCAAAAGAGAAUGGCUCGCCUUCUCUUUUUCGUGCAGUAAGCCAACCAACUGCCGCGCUAAACUUAUCUGGGCAAGCGAAUGAAACCAUUUCCCUUUAAUGGCGAACAAAAUCUGGAGAAAGCAGACGGAGAGGGACCGCAGCGAAGUGUCAGCGUUAGUUGAUGUCGCCAGUUUUGCUAUCUCGUAGCCUGGCAAGCGUUCAGGAGCCUUGGCCCCACGAAUGUGUGACCGACCACCAACGCAAUUGGAGAAAGAGAAAGCAAAGGAACCGCCUUCAUACGUGCACAAUCAAAACAACGACCUUGUUAAGUGAUCCAUGGAUACUCGUUCGCAGAAGCACCGUUUUAAACCACUCAAUGAGACAGAGUGCCCGAGAACCGCGCAUAAGGCAGCUCGACGUAUCCAAAGCAGCCGCAACUACACCAGCGUUACUGCAUAGUGCUCUGGCAUUUUCAUAAGAGUAGAAUACACGUCGAUCAUUAAUAGGACGAACGCUGAAAUUGCUUAGGAAACACCUGGUUGUUAGCGCGACUCGAAAAUACAAAAGGUGUAUACAGAGAAUGAUUAUCUUGUAAAGCUGAGUUGGACCGGGUAGUCGAAUGGAUCAGACCAUUCCAAUGGUGUCUCUACACACACCUACUUUGAGCAUCUGUUGGUAUACCGUACUUAAGAGGUAUGUGCAAACAAGGCAUGCAAGGCAGUUUCUUACGUGGUCUUUCUGUACCUUCGAUAGCUCUGAGAGGACUUAACGUGAGCGCAGUUGUGUACGAGGUAAUCAUCCGGGCUCCUGCACGCGACCAUCGUGAUGGCGCUUGCCGUCGAAGUGGUCACGUGGCACAGGAUUCGUAGUGCCUGUCAGUGCAUUUUCGCUCCAACAUAUCACUACCAGGGCAUUCUAUCUGGAUCACACGGGGACAUGCUGCUUUGGUAUAUACACAGUGGAGAGCGACACGAUUAUCAUAAGUGUUGCAGGCCUAUAGAUAGCAAUCAGCAAGGUGCUCGAAGAGCACGCUUUGGUUCCCACCCCGGUACGUUUAACACGCUGAUUGGUAGACGGGAUGUUUUCUCAACCUUGCUUCCAUAGUUUAAAGACAAAAAUAUAGGGAACGAGGGCUAUCUUUAAGUAGCCUUUUUUGUAUUUCCAAAUUUAGCAAUCAUUUAAUUCAAUAUUUGCUCGCAGGAAUAGCGAGCUCUUUAUCAGAACAGUCUUUAAGAUUCGCUGCUACCUGACUUGUGCAUAUUCGCACGUGUAGACCUUGCUGUGCCAAAAAAAAAAGAAAUCAAUUGAGUGUAUGCUGGCGAAAAUUAGAUUUCGAGUCAUUUCGUAUAGCUACAAAAAGCGGACAUAAAUCUGUCGUUGAAUGCAAUGCGGGCUGGCUUUUCCCAAAAACAGCGUUUCCCGAAAGUUGUCCUUGCAAAUGAGCGUGCAAGGAAACCCACGUGUUAGAAGAAAAAGAUAAACUGAAAACGAAUGCUUCGCCGAGACGUUUCCAUUUAAGAUGAUGGGCUUACUUCCUAUCACGAGACGCCCUCAAUAAGAUGCCAAUCUUCCGGGUAAUUCAAUCGCGCCUUGUGUGCAUAUGUCGCGCUGACUGCGCCGGUAAAUUGUACAGACUAUAUACAAAACCUUGUUGCGUGGUGACCACAGCUGUGUAAGACCCGUUCUGAGGCCGUUCUUUCAUUUUUCUUUUUUUUUCGUUGACUCGACGAGGUUGUUGCUUUCUUCUCCCGAGCCGUUGUGUGUGCGGUGGCGUGCAAAAGAGAACAACACUUAAUUUUGUGUGCGUGUGCGUGUGUGCGCGUACAUGGCGUGAUGAUGCGCGUUGUGGGCGUAUAGUAACGAUCCCAAAGAAGUCUAUAAUUGUGGUCUAGAGACGACCCUCCGUGUUAAGGCUUCAACCGAGCGAAGCCGGUUUCGCCUUCUUCAUUAAUGCCUUAAAGGGACAUUAUUGAGAUACAUUGAAUCCGUUUAAAAUGUUCUUUUAAAAUAUAUAUCCUGGUUAGUUCGUGGUAUACGUAAGAGGUUGAUUAGUAUUAGAGAAAAUGAGGGUCAAAUUAUCAUUAUUUGAAUUUCGUGCCAAAAGAAACCCCCGCGUCAAUGAGUAAGUCAGUGUGACGUCAUACAUUUUGAAGUUUACCUGUUCCUUAUUUGGACAGCUGUGGCUCAGUGAUUGUUCUUGAAAUCUGCUAGGUUCAGCAUCUGGCACCUUUGGACUACAAUGCAGUGUAUCGCUGCCAAUAAAAAAAAAAUUAACUACACCCGAGCUGGCGCCGUCAAAAUUCGUGACGUCACCUCGAACUAGUGCGGGAACUGCGAAGUGGCGUCGCCACCAGCGUUUUGUUAAAAAAAUUAUUUUCUUAAUGGAGCUCAAUGUGCUUUUCUCUUCAAUGUCCCUUUACAGUGCAAGUGUACUUGCUUAUCAUUCGACAAGCCUCUUUAAUCUCGUUUUCUUUAUGUGCCUCCUUAGAAAUGUUGUGCGAGUUUUAGGUUUCAUCGCCCUAUAUAGCAUAGCUGGUCUUUCUUUGCGUUCAAUUCUUUGACCGGCUUUGUUGAUGACAAACUGUCCGUUGAAAGUUUAAUAUUGCUUGUUAGUUGAAAUCCUUGACCUCCGGUGAAAAGUGAUAACACGAAGUGAUGUUUGAGUUGAUUUCAGAAGGAAAAAAAAAAUCAAAGUCGAAACUUUGGCCUUGCUUUCUUUACGAAGAAGAGCGCGUUCUGGUUAUUCCGCUUUGGGGUUUGGGGUUGUGUAUACAGCUUUUGCCAACGCAAGCACCUUGCGAAUGAAAUGCUCAAUGAUUCCCCCUCAUUUAUACUGACCAAUCGACUACAACGACCUCUCCAUGUUAGGAUGGGCAUUAUACCCGGCACGUGGUUGGUAUUAUUUCUCAGCCGGAGGCCAAGGAUCAAUCAUUAUAGUUUAGAUUAAGAAUGAAAAAAAAAGGUUUUCUAGUUUGUGUACUCUUAUGUACUGUUCGUUUUCUUUUUUGUUAGAAAAAAAAAGAUAUAUUGUAUGUGCAACUGCCAUGUGACCCUGCCGGUACCGCAUCGCUGGGGCAUUCACACGUACCCAAUCAAACCUGUGAGUGUAUAAUAGAACACCGUUUUUCUGUAGGCGGAAGACAGGUUGUAAAAUUGUUUAUAUGAGAGGACUCCACUGUAUAGGUGUUUCGUCUCGGUCUCUCGCGCGCAGCGCCAUCUGUGUAGAAUGGCGCAAGAAGCGUGCUUGAACGAGACCUUUAUGGGUGGCCAAAACAGGAACAAACUAUAUAUGUAAUACAGAGGGGGUGUCUUACUAACGUUUCGAAAUCUCGACAAAGGGUUCCACCGGCACGAACAUUGCGACGCCGAGCAGCACAAAAGUCUGGGCGAACUUCUCAAGCGUCGUCACCUCAUAUUGGGAUGUGGUACUGCUCUGAAUUCAGUUGCUAUAGAUAAGCUGUGGCAGGGUUCGGUGGCGCCUUAAUCGCUUUAAUAAUACGUUUAGUGUAGCGUUAAAGUUCUAACGUUAGCGUUAGCGCACGAACCAGGUUACAUCUGCGCAUGCGUGUUACGCAUGAGCGAGCGUAUGUGCAGUUGUACUUGGCGAGGGUGGUAACGGUAGCUGUAAGCGGCAGUGCUAUGCUGGAAUUUUUCAGCGAACAGAUUUAGCUUGAAAGUAUACGCGUUUUAGCUUUAUCGUAAUGCCAGGGGCGAAGCCGCGAACAGCUGCAUUUUUGGCAAGACCUUGUGACGUUGCAUUCAGCCAAACCUUAAGCGCAGCUCGUCGUAUUGUGCGAAUAGCUCACUUAUUGGCGUAAAGCUUUCCAACUACUUCCGUUUGUUCGUCAAAGACUUGACAGGAACGAGGGACGAAAAUACCGUUGGUUUAUUUUCCAGAGAUUACCCUGCAACCAAGGAAAGCUUUAGUAAACUCUUCUUGAACACAGCGCCCCACAAGUUAUCUCCAGAAGCACUACCGUUUGCGGGUCCGUCCCUGUAGUAAGGUAAAGCCUGAACCCUGCGUAUAUCUCCAGCGUAAACAUCUGGAAUCCGGAAACGAAAACCAAAAAAACAUACAAGCGAACACAAAUACGUGCUCGCGUUCCAGUUCGUGCCGGUAGAAACCUAGUGAGCGUUUCCUCAAUAAUCGUAGCUUCUCUUCUGGCCUGCUUGGUGGAUAAUUAAGACGUAGAUAUAAUGAUGCAAUGCGCAAAAACUGUUGCAGACUGGGUGCCUUUCGUACAAAUGGACAUUCGAUUUGAGUAAUAUUUGUCCAGAACGCGUACUUGAAGGCAACAGUCAUGACAAUCUGAUGCUCCGUCUUCACACGUUUGGCAUUAUUUAACUUCGCCAAUGCAAGUUGAGCUAGGGACAGCAACAUUAUGCUCCAAAUUAUGCCAGCGAUUCGCUUCACACACCGCACGACACCAUAUUCAAACUUCUUUUUUAUUUUUGUAACGUAACAGAGCAGCUUAAAAAUUUCGAACUCGAACGUUUAUCGGCAACGUAGGCAAGCAGGCCCAAAGAGGAGUAGCGGUCGUCUGUAAUGCUCGGAGUGCGCAAACUGAUAUGUCUUGCGUACACACCCGUUAAUGUGUUAAUUUAUGUAUUUAGAGAUUAAGGGGACAAUGGGCAAUUAGCUGUGAGGACCUUUGCACAAUGUUCGGUUGACAUUUCUAAAGAAAGGAAAAAAUAACGGACGGUCUACUACGCGUCAACGAAAUCAAUUGCAAAGGAAGGCUUGAGCGUGUAUCAUGCUCAGCCGAAGGCUCACAAGGUUAAACAUCAUUGAAAGGAGAAGUGAACAAGUAAAAGCAAAAUGCCCAUAUUUUGUAAAGACGGGCGAAACAAAUCUUUCCCUGCAUUAUGGCGUGUUUUGUAUGCAUUUUUUUCCGAGAAAUAAAGAAAGAUAAAGAGAAAUACUAUA